AUGGGUUCAAGAAUCCAGGUCUGGCUACUCAUUGUUUUUACUCAAAUUUUGUUUAUAGCAGCACAGACAAACAGCGAUGAUCUUGCUGCUCUACAUGCUAUCAAGUCUAGCUGGCAGAACUUGCCACCGUCCUGGAAGGGGUCAGAUCCUUGUGGCAGCAGUUGGGACGGUAUUGCAUGUACCAAUUCACACGUUACCUCCAUAAAAUUAGCAGGCGUGCUUGUGUCGGGCAGCCAGUUUGGCGACAUUGCAUCAUUCACCAAUUUACAGUUUUUGGAUCUUUCAAAUAACAUAGGUCUGAAAGGAACUCUUCCACCAUCAAUUGGGAAUUUAAAGAAUCUGACGACCCUUUUCUUUGGUCCAAUUCCAGACUCAAUAGGAUCUCUGCAGCUGCUAGUUUUUCUAGCUCUGAAUUCUAACAGCUUCAGUGGACCAAUUCCACCUUCUAUUGGUAAUCUAUUGAAUCUUUCAUGGCUAGAUUUAAGUGACAAUCAGCUUAAUGGAACCAUUCCAGUAUCCAGUGGACCUACUCCUGGUUUGGAUAUGCUAAUUAAAGCAAAACACUUCGUUUUUGACAACAAUCAGCUCACGGGGAACAUCCCUCGUACUCUAGGACUUGUACAAACAUUGGAGAUGGUCCGGCUAGAUUGGAAUUCAUUAAAUGGGUCCGUCCCUCUGAACCUCAACAACCUUACUAGUGUCAGUGAGCUGUACUUGUCCAACAAUAAACUCACAGGACCUCUUCCAAACCUUACCGGCAUGAACUUCCUUACCUAUGUGUAA
Molecule: messenger RNA, 783 nt
Organism: Ilex paraguariensis (yerba mate)
Lineage: Eukaryota; Viridiplantae; Streptophyta; Magnoliopsida; Aquifoliales; Aquifoliaceae
Source: the annotation of a GenBank genome assembly